AUUUAUAGGACGUUCAUAAACAAAUAAAUCUCCGUACUAGCUAAAUUUAAAAGUUUAUACGGUUACGGCAUUUUAUAAACCUAAUACCUCAUUUGUAUAGAACUAGUUAACAAAUAGCCAACAAUGAGUUUAUCGCUGAAGCUGAAAACUAAGACUGGCCAGCAGCAUAUCGUAAGCAAUCUGGCUCGGGACGCUCCUGUUCGGGUUCUGAAAGAUAAGAUAACCGAGCUAACCAAAAUACCUUCGGAUGUGCUGCACGUUGUUCUUGGAUUUCCGCCGUUCAAACCGCUUGAUCUUAGCAAUGAGGAUAAUCCACUGUCAGCCGUUGGUGUGAGCAAUGGGGACACUCUGAUUGUAGAAGAACGGCAGCCCAGUGAAGAGGAACGCAAACGACUGGAGGCCCUCAAACGCAUGGAGGAAGACGAGGCGCUGGCUAAAGAACUUGCUGCCCAGGGCGAAGAAGGAAGCGGGAUACUGCUGAAACAGGUUGUUCCAAGUGACAAUUCGUGUCUUUUCACCAGUAUCGGGUUUGUUCUUACUGGAAAAGUUGAUCCGGAAAACAAUCAAUACAUGCGACAGAUUAUCGCUUCCACGGUUAAUGCCGAUAAGCAGGAAUACAAUGAAGGAAUACUAGGACGCCCGAACGAUGAGUACUGUGCGUGGAUUCUGCAGCCGGAAUCAUGGGGUGGUGCGAUAGAAGUGUCCAUUCUGUCUGCCUACCAUGGCGUCGAGUUCGACGUCGUAGACAUUACGAAUGCGAUCAUAAACCGGUUUGGCGAAGACAAAAAUUAUGGAAUGAGAGCCUUCCUGCUCUUCGACGGUAUCCAUUAUGAUCCGCUGUACCUGGAAUCAACAUCGGGCGAACCACCAAAAACUAUCUUUCCAAUUGAGGACAGCAUGGUCUACCAGCAAGCUGAGCAGCUGGCGAAGGAAGCGAAGUCUUCCCGUCAAUUCACGGACGUUAACAAAUUUACUCUCAAAUGCAAUGUCUGCGGGUGUCAUUUCAAAGGACAGGUUGAAGCGCAGCAACAUGCGACUCAAACUGGACAUGUAAAUUUCGGUGAAGUGUAGGAUAAAUUGCAAUCUGUGUCGAAGGAAGGUUGAUUGAAAUUUCGGCUAAGGAUGUCUAUUGGAAAAGCAAAUACUUCUGUCGAAUGCUAGGGAAUCAUUUUGCGUUUGUUGUUUGUCUAUUUUACAGUCAGAGUUUGAGCUCAUUAAUAUUCAAAUAGGUCCCUUACGCAUCUUUUUCAUUCGUUAGUGUGAAAAUUAAAUUUGAACACCAUUUGUUUAUACUUUUUCUUAUUUAAUUCAAUGUAUGAUUGACGGUCAUUACGUACUUUGUUUAAUAAAAAUAAAUCUC
Molecule: messenger RNA, 1360 nt
Organism: Sabethes cyaneus
Lineage: Eukaryota; Metazoa; Arthropoda; Insecta; Diptera; Culicidae
Gene: Yod1
Product: ubiquitin thioesterase OTU1
Exons: 3
Coding region: 124-1071 (315 amino acids)
Biological process (GO): protein deubiquitination; endoplasmic reticulum unfolded protein response
Cellular component (GO): nucleus; cytosol
Molecular function (GO): cysteine-type deubiquitinase activity; protein binding
Source: RefSeq, a predicted model, not a curated record